UGUAUACAAAUCCGUGACCCGAAAGCUCUUACUUAUUCGUGCGUACUUUACAACGGAGUCAUUCUAACCCCCCUCACAGGAGCAUUUUCCUAACUAAGUUUCACGCUUUUAUCAAUUUAGGAGUCGCAGCGAGAAGACACCGUCUUUAAUUUCACAGUGAAACAUGAGCUCGAUUCGGUUAAAUCUGCCAACGUUAUUGAAUUGUCUCUUAAUCUGCGUCACCUUGCUGUUGAAUAACCGCUGCUGUGUCGUUGCCAAGUGGUAUCACAGACCCAACGUUGUUUUGAUCCUCACCGAUGAUCUGGACGUCGUUAUUGGGGGCAUGACCCCACUGAACAAGACCAAGAAACUGAUUGGUGAAGCAGGGAUCACCUUUACCAACGCUUUUGUAGCCAGCCCACUGUGCUGUCCCAGCAGAGCCAGCAUCCUAACAGGAAAGUAUCCUCAUAACCACCAUGUGAUCAACAACACUCUGGAGGGGAACUGCAGCAGCACGGCCUGGCAGAAGACUCAGGAGCCCAAGACCUUUCCUGCUCUACUACAGGCCUACGCGGGUUACCAGACCUUCUUCGCUGGGAAGUACCUGAACCAGUAUGGGAACCCAGAUGCAGGAGGAGUGGAGCACGUUCCUCUGGGAUGGGACUACUGGGUCGGACUGGAGAGGAACUCUCGGUACUACAACUACACACUGUCUGUGAAUGGGAAGCCUAAGAAGCAUGGAGGGAACUACAGUGAAGACUACCUGACAGACGUACUGACCAACAUGUCUCUAGACUUCCUCCAGUAUAAGUCUAACUACCGUCCGUUCUUCAUGAUGGUUUCGACCCCCGCCCCCCACGCCCCCUGGACCCCCGCCCCGCAGUACCAGGACCGCUUCAAGGACCUCAAGGCCCCUCGAGACCCCAACUUCAACGUCCAUGGGAAGGACAAGCACUGGCUGAUCAGACAGGCCAAGACUCCCAUGACCAACUCCUCUAUCGAGUUGCUGGACGAGGCCUACAGGAAACGGUGGCGUACUCUGCUGUCAGUGGAUGACUUGGUGGAGAAGGUGGUGAAGAGGUUAGAGGUCAGAGGGGAACUGGACAACACUUACAUCAUCUUUACCUCAGACAACGGAUACCACACAGGUCAGUUCUCUCUCCCCUUGGAUAAGAGGCAGCUGUAUGAGUCUGAUAUAAGAGUUCCUCUGCUGAUCCGAGGGCCCAACAUCAAGCCUAACCAGACCACCGGGCUGGCGGUCCAGAACGUUGACCUGGGUCCUACCAUCCUGGACAUGGCCGGUUACAACGUCAGCAAGACUGCCAUGGACGGCAUGUCCUUCCUGUCUGUACUGGAGGGAUCUGUGAACAGCACUACGUGGAGAACAGACUUCCUGGUGGAGUAUGAAGGGGAGGGGUCUAAUGUGUCUGAUCCCGCCUGCCCCCUGCUGGGUCCUGGGGUCUCCGUAUGUUUCCCUGACUGUGUGUGUGAGGACUCCUUCAACAACACGUAUGCCUGCGUUCGUACCGUCGCCCCCUCUGCCAACCUCCAGUACUGCGAGUUUGAUGACAACGAGGUGUUUGUAGAGGUAUAUAACAUUACAGUUGACCCCUACCAGCUCAUUAACCUGGCUAAGACCAUCGACCAGGAAGUCCUGGAGAAGAUGAACCACAGACUGAUGAUGCUCCAGUCCUGUUCUGGACAGUCCUGUAGGACCCCUGGGGUCUACGAUACACGAUAUACGUUUGACCCUCACCUGAUGUUCAGUAACAGGAGCCACCGGCGCAACAGGCUGAGACGGGCCUGAAAUGAGAAGAGCAGGAGGAGAGGAGGGCUGUCUGAGCCCGUGCUGCUGUUCCCUAGUGUCUGAGACCUCAGCCCUGUAGGGGUUGGAGGGGGACCUUCUGUAAACUCCACAGCACUUUUAACAGUCUGUACACAACACCCCCCAUCUACCCUGUGUUUGGACACAGUAUCACCCAUUGAUUGGAUAUUUUAAGACGCUGUUUGACUGAUUUUAAUUUUACAUGUUGUGUUUGUUAAUUACGUGAGGAAAAUCAAUUACCUCAAAUCAGCUGUUUUUCAAAUAAUGAACAAGUCUUGACCUGCUACAGUAGGACUAGAAACCAUACCUGUUGUUCCUCUUUCUCUCAGUAGGACUAGAAACCAUUCCUGUUGUUCCUCUUUCUCUCAGUAGGACUAGAAACCAUUCCUGUUGUUCCUCUUUCUCUCAGUAGGACUAGAAACCAUUCCUGUUGUUCCUCUUUCCCCCAGUAGGACUGGAAACCAUUCCUGUUGUUCUUCUUUCUCCCAGUAGGACUAGAAACCAUUCCUGUUGUUCCUCUUUCCCCCAGUAGGACUAGAAACCAUUCCUGUUGUUCUUCUUUCUCCCAGUAGGACUAGAAACCAUUCCUUUUGUUCUUCUUUCUCCCAGUAGGACUAGAAACCAUUCCUUUUGUUCCUCUUUCUCUCAGUAGGACUAGAAACCAUUCCUGUUGUUCUUCUUUCUCCCAGUAGGACUAGAAACCAUUUUGGUUGUUCCUCUUUCUCCCAGUAGGACUAGAAACCAUUUUGGUUGUUCCUCUUUCUCCCAGUAGGACUAGAAACCAUUUUGGUUGUUCAUCUUUCUCCCAGUAGGACUAGAAACCAUUUUGGUUGUUCCUCUUUCUCCCAGUAGGACUAGAAACCAUUCCUGUUGUUCUUCUUUCUCCCAGUAGGACUAGAAACCAUUUUGGUUGUUCCUCUUUCUCCCAGUAGGACUAGAAACCAUUCUGGUUGUUCCUCUUUCUCCCAGUAGGACUAGAAACCAUUCUGGUUGUUCCUCUUUCUCCCAGUAGGACUAGAAACCAUUCUGGUUGUUCCUCUUUCUCUCAGUAGGACUAGAAACCAUUCUGGUUGUUCCUCUUUCUCCCAGUAGGACUAGAAACCAUUCUGGUUGUUCCUCUUUCUCCCAGUAGGACUAGAAACAGGUCCUUUUGGAGUCACUUUUAUUGUAUAUAAGAAUAGAAUAUGUUUCUGAACGCUUCUACAUUAAUGUAGAUGCUACCAUGGUUACGGAUAAUCCUGAAUUAAUCCACUUUUAAUGUAGAAGUGUUCAGAAACAUGUUCUAUUCUUAUUUAAAAAGGUAAAAGUGACUCCAAAUGACCAUUAUUUGUAUUGGGCACAAAAUGAUCUGAUCUACAACCAAAACAAACAGCCAAUGCAUCCAUGUUUAUAGAGUCCCAGCUGGAGGUCGUCAUCGUGUUCUAGGAAUCUGGGACAUCCACGUUUCUAGAGUCCCAGCUGGAUGUCGUCAUCGUGUUCUAAGAAUCUGGGACAUCCACGUUUAUAGAGUCCCAGCUGGAUGUCGUCAUCGUGUUCUAAGAAUCUGGGACAUCCACGUUUAUAGAGUCACAGCUGGAUGUCGUCAUCGUGUUCUAAGAAUCUGGGACAAUGUGUUUUACCACUUUAAUACACCAGUGAAUUUGUCCCAAUACUGUUGGUCCCUUAAAAUAGGGGGACUAUGGUCAAAAAGGGCUGUAAUUUCUAAACGGUUCACCCAAUAUGGAUGAAAAUACCCUCAAAUUAAAUCUGACAGUCUGCACUUUAACCUCAGUCACUGUCUCAUUUCCAAUCCACAGUGCUGGAGUACAGAGCCAAAACAACCAAAAUGGGUCUCUGUCUCAAUACUGUUGGAGAUCACUGUAUCAGUCUAGUGGUACGGGCAGAAACAGUGGAGGGGGAGUCUAGUGGUACGGCCAGAAACAGUGGAGGGGGAGUCUAGUGGUACGGACAGUAACAGUGGAGGGGGAGUCUAGUGGUACGGACAGUAACAGUGGAGGGGGAGUCUAGUGGUACGGACAGUAACAGUGGAGGGGGAGUCUAGUGGUACGGACAGUAACAGUGGAGGGGGAGUCUAGUGGUACGGCCAGAAACAGUGGAGGGGGAGUCUAGUGGUACGGACAGUAACAGCGGAGGGGGAGUCUAGUGGUACGGACAGUAACAGUGGAGGGGGAGUCUAGUGGUACGGACAGAAACAGUGGAGGGGGAGUCUAGUGGUACGGACAGUAACAGCGGAGGGGGAGUCUAGUGGUACGGACAGUAACAGUGGAGGGGGAGUCUAGUGGUACGGCCAGUAACAGCGGAGGGGGAGUCUGGUGGUACGGCCAGAAACAGUGGAGGGGUCAGGGAGACUGAGGGCCUUUAACUGAACAUCUUCUGAUGUGUUGCCAUGGCAGCACAUCAACCAGCAUCAACUUUGUGUUUGUAAUUCCAGAGGGUUUCUUGUUGAUUAUAACUGAUCUUAUGGAUAUCUAUCUACAGGGUGCAUUUAGUUACGUUACAGAAAUAAAUGUCCACUUUAAUUUCCAUUAAAACCUGUUUGGAUUGUCUCUACACAGUCAGACUAAUCACACACAGCGAACCUGCCAAUCAUAUAAUUCAACCGUAUCCAUUGGCCAGCCUCUGAUCCAUUGGCCAGCCUCUGAUCCGCUUUCCAAUCUGUCAAUGUCUUUCCAUGGUUUUGCACAUUUAUUUUCUUCUCGAUAGUAGUUCUUAGUUAUGCGGUUUUUCCAUUUCUGGCUGUUUUGUCCAAUAAACUAACGGUAUUCUGAAAUCA
Messenger RNA from Oncorhynchus kisutch (coho salmon), 4577 nucleotides. RefSeq names its product N-acetylglucosamine-6-sulfatase. Gene Ontology annotation, biological process: glycosaminoglycan metabolic process. The transcript is spliced from 12 exons. Bases 164 to 1786 code for a protein of 540 amino acids. Gene Ontology annotation, molecular function: glycosaminoglycan binding; N-acetylglucosamine-6-sulfatase activity. The record is from RefSeq and is a predicted model, not a curated record. Lineage: Eukaryota; Metazoa; Chordata; Actinopteri; Salmoniformes; Salmonidae.